Molecule: messenger RNA, 1056 nt
Organism: Drosophila novamexicana
Lineage: Eukaryota; Metazoa; Arthropoda; Insecta; Diptera; Drosophilidae
Exons: 1
Coding region: 65-793 (242 amino acids)
Source: RefSeq, a predicted model, not a curated record
UUCAUAUUCGAAAUCAGGCGUUUGGCAUGAAACAAUACUAAAUUUUCAGUUUGCUUUCGGAAAUAUGAAUAAUUUACGUAGCUUAACAAAAUUACCGCAAGCCAAGAGCUGUGCCAAGCUUGCACAGCCAAUCCUUUGGUACUCUAGUGAUUAUCCCGAAAGGAUUAAGUUGUCCGGCGAAUUGCUCAAGGAGAAGUUGCGUCAAAUGCGGCUCGAGACGAAGCUGCGUACGCCCUGCUAUUUAAGGCUGCGACGAUCAGAAUACAAGUGUCUGGCGUAUCAGGAAAUAGAGCCAGAUCCCUGUCACCCGGAGCCUUGCGCCGUACCGAUGGAUGUAAAGGGAUACAAGCCGACGGACAAAUUAAAACUAAAUUAUCAAAGGACUUGGUGCGAAUUCAAGCCGGUGCCGAGACGUAAGCGAAAUGUGCGAAAAAUCUAUCCGGCACUUGAGCGUCGUAAUCCAAAAGCAUUCCGGGGUAAGCUCUGCACCGCCUGUGAGCCUGAAGAUUGUGAACUGCCGAAGAGCCCUCGGGCCCCGCCACCCAGACUUUUUCCGGUAAAAACCUUGCCCUGGCCCUGUUGCAAGUUUCGUAGUGUCACCUGUCGAUCCAGCAAACCGGAUGGCAAAUGCUAUCCUGGUCGCUUGCCCUCCUGCUGCGUGAAGCGCCAGACGCCGUAUCUCAGCUUUUCUGAGUGCAAGAAAUUUGAACUAGCGCCACCAGUCACUGCCUGCGAAUGCGAUCAGAAACCGAGCGUUUGUGAUAUGUGGCACUUUUAUCGGACUAAGCGUUAAUUCUACAUGUCAGAAGGUUAACCACGGAAACGCUUAAGUUAUUAUUCAUAUUAACAGGUCAAACUAUAUAACUACUUAUUUUGGCCAAACAACUUCAAAAUUUUUAAAAUAGAAUUGAUGAAUUGCCAACCGAUAUCAAUUCUGACAAGUAUUUGAUUCCUACCGGGAGUGCAAAUGUAUGAGUAAUCAGCUUCUCGGAUUUGUAAAGAAUAAUAUGCUUCCCUUAAAUUAUAUAAAAACGUAAUUAGGCUUCACCCCCAAAA